Messenger RNA from Chelmon rostratus (copperband butterflyfish), 2286 nucleotides. RefSeq names its product mitofusin 1a (gene mfn1a). Gene Ontology annotation, molecular function: GTPase activity; GTP binding. The transcript has 18 exons. Bases 82 to 2274 code for a protein of 730 amino acids. Gene Ontology annotation, biological process: mitochondrial fusion; mitochondrion localization. The record is from RefSeq and is a predicted model, not a curated record. Gene Ontology annotation, cellular component: mitochondrial outer membrane. Lineage: Eukaryota; Metazoa; Chordata; Actinopteri; Chaetodontiformes; Chaetodontidae.
UGGGAGCUGACAGCGACUCUGUGGGAACGAACCCUGAAUACAGACUGACCUCUGAACCCAGCAAACGCUGAGCACGGUGUCAUGGACGUCGUGGACCCGUCUCCUCUGCGGCGGUUUGUCGUGGCAAAGCGAUCGAUCACCUCAAUCUUUGAUCAACUGCUGGACUUUGUGAAGGAUGGCUCCGCCUUCGUGGAUGAGGCAUGGCGGGGUGAUGACCUGGGUCAGGUGGCCGUGGAGGAGCAGAGUCUGGAGAUGCAGAGUUGUGCCACCAAACUGUCGACCAUCCGAGAGGUUCUGCUCAGGAGACACAUGAAGGUGGCUUUCUUUGGCAGGACCAGUAACGGGAAGAGUACCGUGAUCAAUGCCAUGCUGAGAGACCGAGUGCUGCCCACUGGCAUCGGUCACACCACCAACUGUUUCCUGAGAGUGGAAGGAACCGACGGAGAAGAGGCUUACCUCACCGCCGAGGCGUCCAAUGAGAGGAGGAGCGUCACGACGGUGAACCAGCUGGCUCAUGCUCUUCACAUGGAUCCGACUCUGGACUCUGGCAGUCUGGUCAAAGUGUUCUGGCCUAAAAGUCGCUGCGCUCUGCUGAGAGACGACCUGGUGCUCAUGGACAGCCCUGGCACUGAUGUCACUCUGGAGUUGGACAGCUGGAUCGAUAAGUUCUGUCUGGACGCCGACGUCUUCGUUCUGGUGGGAAACGCAGAGUCAACGCUCAUGAACACUGAGAAACUUUUCUUCCACAAAGUCAGCGAGAGAAUCUCUAAACCAAAUAUCUUCAUCCUCCACAACAGAUGGGACGCUUCAGUGAGCGAACCUGAGUACAUCGAGGAGGUGAGGAAGCAGCACCUGGACCGUUGCGUCAGUUUCCUGGCCGAGGAGCUGAAGGUGGUUGGCCUGGAGGAGGCUCCGGGGAGGAUCUUCUUUGUGUCGGCCAAAGAGGUUCUGAGCUCCAGGAUGCAGCGAGCGCAGGGAAUGCCUGAGACAGGUGGCGCUCUCGCUGAAGGAUUCCACGACAGACUGAGAGAGUUCCAGAUGUUUGAGAGGACGUUUGAGGAGUUCAUCUCUCAGUCUGCAGUGAAGACGAAGUUUGAGCAGCACACAGUCAGAGCGUGGCAGAUCACUGAAGCCAUUAAAGCUGUGAUGGACGCCAUCAACAUCACCUCUGCAGACAGGAAGAUCUUGUGCCUGGAGGAGCGGGAGGAUCAGAGGGACCGGCUGGAUUUUGUUCGAGGACAGAUUAACCGUCUGACCGACAACGUCAAAGAGAGGAUCAGGACUCUGACCGAUGAUGUCGCUGCCAAGGUUGCGGCGGCUCUGUCGGAUCAGAUCCGGUCACUUCCUGUUCUGGUGGACGAGUUCAGAGCCGAUUUCAACCCCACACAAGAAACUCUAGAGCUCUACAAAACUAGGCUGCUGCAGCACGUGGAGGAGAGGCUGGUCGGCUGUUUGGCUCAUCGCUGCUCCGUCGGCGUCCUCAGAGACAUCAGAGACGCUCAGAGACACAUGAUCGACAGCGUCCGUCCUCUGCUGUCUCUGUCCGUCCAGGAGCAGCUCUCCGCUCCCUCCGCCUCCUUCGAGUUGACCUACGACCUCGGCCUCGUCGCCCUCUGCGCAGAUUUCCGUGAAAACAUCGAGUUCCAGUUUUCUCUGGGCUGGACCGCCCUGGUCACCCGCUUCAUCGGAGCUGCCAACGCCAAGCGAGCGCUGAGCGGCCCUGACCCCCGACUGCAGGUACCAGAAACAUCCUUCACUUCUCUCUCUCUGCAGGAGAGCUCCACCUUCAAGGAUGAGAUGGUGGUUUCCAUAGCGACAGGUCUGGUCUCCGUCACCUCCCGGGCAUCCAUGACUGUGCUGGUGAUUGGUGGAGUGGUGUGGCGUUCCGUGGGCUGGCGUGUCAUCGCGCUCUCUGUCUCUCUGUACGGUCUCCUCUACCUGUAUGAGAAACUCACCUGGACCAACGCCAGCAGAGAGCGUGCUCUGAAGCAGCAGUUUGUGGAGCACGCUGCUCACCGCCUGAGGGCCGUCGUCCCACUCUGCAGCUCCGCCUGCAGCCACCAGGUGUACAAGGAGCUGUCGUCCACGUUCAGCCGUCUGACUCAGCGAGUGGACCUGAGUGAAGCUGAGCUGGAGGGAAACGUCCGACAGCUGAGCUUCAGGAUCCAGAGACUGGAGAACAUCCAGAGGAGGUCCAAGGCCUUCAGGAACAGAGCCACAGAGCUGGAGACGCAGCUGGAGGCCUUUUCUGUUCAGUACCUGCAGGGAAACUGAACGAGAACCGGA